Molecule: messenger RNA, 1125 nt
Organism: Ectocarpus siliculosus
Lineage: Eukaryota; Phaeophyceae; Ectocarpales; Ectocarpaceae
Source: the annotation of a GenBank genome assembly
AUGACCGGUUGGAACAAUGUCGCCUUUAUGCACCUGUGCUUGGCGACUUAUUUCUCCCCGCCUGACCUGGUGUGCCUGAUACUCACCAGCAGAGACGCGUUGGACACGUACGGGAACGCGGAGACUUACCGAGCCGUAUGCAAGUCGUACUUCGGACUUGCAGGCCGGCGUGGACACCUCACUAGGAGGCAACGAGGGAAGAAAGGGGUAUGGGGUGCGGGGGAUGGCGCAAAGGCGAGGCUUAGUUUGUUGUGGCAGGAGCGAACGAGGAACAACGUUUUGCAACUGCAGAACGCCCACCUUUUGCAACAACGGGAGCAUGAGCGGAGGUGGGUUCUGCAGCAAGCGGCAGCGGUGAUGCGAAGGUGCGCGUACGGUUCACGCCAACAAGGCAGCGGCUGCGCUCACACCAAGCUCAGGCUUUGGACUUCCGCCAACCUCGUCGCCACCAAGAGCUCCUCCCGCAGAAGCCAGGAGCGCCCCCCGUCCCACCACGGGGUGCGGUGCGACCGGUGCAAGAAGGGACCGAUCACGGGGUCCUGCUUCCGCUGUGCGGCAGGCUGCACAGCAACGGCAGUGCCCAACGACACGAGCAAGUGUCCGCCCCAUGGUGGAAAAAGCGGCGUCGCCAACGGCGUUAGCAGGGGCGUGAGGCGGCGCCAGCAGCAGCAGCAACAGCAACACGAGAAGCCGUCCCCGCUGUCCACCAUCUUGCCGCGAUCUUCGGGCGAAGCGCCGGCGAGGGAAGAGCGCGAGGAGCGAACCGGCGGCGGCGGCGGCGGCUGUGGUUUUGGCAAUGGGUUCUACACGCUUUGCGAGGCGUGUUUUCCCUACAGGCAUCAGUUCCACCCGCCGCACCCCUUCGCGCGCCUGAGGCCCGGGUUCGCAGAGCCCCGCCUGUCGGGCCCAGUUCUUUACGAAGCUGUGUGCGGCGACUGUUCUUUUGGCUCGCUCAUUCUUGUUCGGCCUUUGAAGGCGCGAGAGGCCGCCCCCGGAGACACCGGGAGCGGAGAUGGCGGAGAUCUCUGGGCCGUGCCGGUGCGGGUGGACUCUGCGGGGCCUCUUCCGUUGUCGCAGGCACGUAAUUUACAUUUUGCCCUUCUUGGUGCUCGCGUUAUCGUCUGA